Molecule: messenger RNA, 2397 nt
Organism: Musa acuminata AAA Group (dessert banana)
Lineage: Eukaryota; Viridiplantae; Streptophyta; Magnoliopsida; Zingiberales; Musaceae
Product: transcription factor GTE7-like
Exons: 3
Coding region: 386-2032 (548 amino acids)
Molecular function (GO): protein binding
Source: RefSeq, a predicted model, not a curated record
ACAAGCGGGCCGGUCACCGUCCCGGUCAGCCCGAUGGGCCCCGUCUCCGUCGCUCGAUCGCGCCACCUUCGUGAACCGACGGUCGAGACGCUGCCCGGCUCGCCCUCGGGGCAGAUCUCCUCGCCUUUAAGAGGCGCAGCAACCCAGCCCUUACCUCCUCGUCCAAGCCGAGGGUUGUCCUCCCAACCUCGACGCAACCCUCGUCGUCGUCUUUCUCCCUCACCGUUCCAUUUACCGGCCGCCGCCACUGCGGCUGGUGCCUUCGGCCUACGGCCACGGACCCCACCCCCAGCCUCGACCUCCGAUGAUUACCCCCUUCCUCGGGGCGCCGGAACGAUAAGAACUCGCUGGAUCCCGGCCGAUCCGAGGUCCACACCCGCCGUUGAUGGCGUCGGCGCUCCUCGCGAGCAGCAAUGAGCCAUGCUGGGGAGAACCGAAGGUUUAUAUGAGGGAGAACCCCAUUUCUAACCCUAACCCUAGACCCUGCCCCAACCUGUUUCCCAGCGGCCAUGCCGGCGGACGGGUGGACCAAUUUCGGACCAUGGAUCUGGAGGAGGUGCCGCCGGCCACCUCCGCUCCCGCCGUGUCUGACAAUUCCUCUUCGUUCAACCGAAGACCUAUCGGCCUCAACCAGCGGGGAAAUCCCGGUGCCGGCGUCGGCGGCAAUUAUGUGACCUUCAGCAUCUCCACCUGCUCGAAGAUGGAGCUGAGAGAGCUCAAGCGGCGGCUGGUCUUUGAGCUCGACCAGGUCCAGAGCCUCAUGAGCCGGAUCCAGUCGAGGGAGAUGCACUCCGCAACCCGAUCUGCCGGAUUUGGUACGUCAUCAGAUUUCUUCUCGGCCUCGGCCGAGGGGACCAGGGUUUCCGGCGACAAGGCGACCUUACCUGUGGUCUCCCCAAGAAGCCCGAAGCUUCCGGAGUUGGAGAAGCUCCUGGCGGCCAUGAUGAAGAAGUGCGGCCAUAUCUUGUCGAAACUGAUGAAGCACAAGAAGAGCGUUUGGUUCAACUCGCCGGUGGACGUCGUCGGGAUGGGCCUCCAUGACUAUCACCAGAUCAUCAAGAGCCCGAUGGACCUUGGGACGGUGAAGAAGAAGCUCAAUGAUGGCCUCUACCCGUCACCAUUGGAGUUCGCAUCUGACAUCCGAUUAACCUUCAACAACGCCUUGCUUUACAAUCCGAAGGGGCAUGAGGUGCACAAGCUCGCCGACCAGUUCCUUCGACACUUUGAGGGGCUGUUUAGGCCUGUCUACCAGACGUACGAGAAGCAGCGAAGCACCAUGAAGCGUGAGGAGGUUCCUGAUCCGCCGCCGCCACCGUCGCCGAUCCCAGAAAUCCCAUCACCGGUGCCGGUUUCUCCUCCUGUGAUUCAUCCGCAGAACCAGCCACAGCCGCUGCAGCAGCAACCAAAUGUCGUGCGGACGACGCCGGGAAAGCUGCCGAAGCCCAAGGCGAAGGACCCCGACAAGAGGCCAAUGAGCUUCCACGAGAAGCAUAGGCUGAGCGAGGGGUUGCAGAGCUUGCCGCCGGAGAGAAUGGCUCACGUUCUGCACAUUGUGAGGAAGGGCAACGUGGACGCGAUGCAGAGCGGGGAUGAGAUCGAGUUGGACAUCGAUGCGUUAGACACGGAGACCCUUUGGGCGCUCGAUCGAUUCUUGUGCAAUUGCAAGAAGCUGAUGAGCAAGAUGAAGAGGCAGGAAGCAAUUGCGAGCGGGCUGUUGUCCGCUGGCCAUUCUGUGGUCGCUGCCCCUGCCCUGAUUCCAGAUGAAGGCGGUGGUGGUGGUGAGCGGUCUCCAGUGUUUGACGACGAAACGCCUGAAGCAGUUGCAGCGAAGAAGAGCAAGAAAGGAGACACAGCUGAGGAAGACGUCGACAUCGGCGACGAAUUGCCCGCCAUUACUUAUCCUUCGUUGGAAAUCCAGAAGGAUACUGGCAAUGACAGCUCCUCUAGCAGCUCCGGCAGUGAUUCUUCUUCGGCGAGCGACUCCGAUUCAGAGAGCUCCUCAGACGGCGAUUCUGACGACAACGAAGACUAACAAGGCUGGUGAUGUGACGGUGUUAGACAAGGGCAGGGCAGGGCAGGGCAGGGGGUGGAGGAGAGGGGAGAAUUGAGGUGUGUUUCUAUGUUUGUUUGUUUGUUUGUUGUUCCUUCUUCCCCUCCUCUUCAGGUGUGACUUAGGUGGUAGGAGUGGAUGGACAGGUGUAGCAUAUGUAAAAAGCGAAGUAGAAAGUGACAAAGAGUAGUGCAGGUGAUGAUGCUUUUGGCUUCAUAUGAUUUUUCACUAAAUUGGUCAUGGGGCCUUUUGGGAAUUCCGUGGUGGCUCCUUAAUGGUGCAUUCUCUCCAUCGUUUUGGUCUCGUGGGCACUGUUAAUCAUGUCUAUCUACGCCUUUUCCUCUUCA